UUGUUCAGUUUUUCCCGCGAAACAUCGACACUGAGCGGGUUUUCGUGUGGCAGGUUCCAGAGACCGGGUCCAGACUUUUAACUGAUCAAACAGUCCCCGUUCAGAGACUCUGAUUCCGCUCCUGUAGUCCUUUAAAACCAGAUCUGGUUCAGGAUGUCUGGAUUUGACGACCCGGGAGUUUAUUACAGUGACAACUUCGGAGGAGGAGAGGGACACGAUGAAGGGGGACAGAAGAGGACCCAGAUCAAGAAACGGUUCCGGGAGUUCCUCCGGCAGUUCAGAGUGGGGACAGACCGGACCGGGUUCACAUAUAAAUACAGAGAUGACCUGAAGAGACGCUACACCCUGGGGGAGUACUGGGUGGAGGUGGAGAUGGAGGACUUGGCCAGCUUUGAUGAGGAUCUCUCAGAUUGUCUCUACAAGCUGCCCACUGAGAACCUGCCGCUGCUGGAGGAAGCUGCAAAGGAAGUGGCUGAUGAAGUGACCCGCCCCCGGCCUGCAGGAGAGGAGACGGUCGAGGACAUCCAGGUCAUGCUGAAGAGUGACGCCCAUCACGCCUCCAUCCGAGGCCUCAAGUCGGAGCAGGUGUCCCGCCUGGUGAAGGUGCACGGCAUCAUCAUAUCCGCCACCGCCGUGAGAGCGAAGGCCACCAAGGUGUGCCUGCAGUGUCGAGGCUGUCGUGGCGUCAUGAGUAACAUCCCCCUGCCUCCGGGUCUGCAGGGUUACGCUCUGCCGCGCAAGUGCAACAAGGAGGACGCCGGGAGGGUGAAGUGCCCCGUGGAUCCUUACUUCAUCAUCCCUGACCGCUGCGUGUGCGUGGACUUCCAGACGCUGCGCCUGCAGGAGAGUCCGGACGCCGUCCCUCACGGAGAGAUGCCUCGCCACCUGCAGCUGUACUGUGACAGGUACCUGUGUGACAGAGUCGUCCCCGGUAACAGAGUCACCAUCGUGGGCAUCUUCUCCAUAAAGAAGAUGGCCGUCGUGAAGGCAGGAGGCAAGGAGAAGAGUGCCGGUGUGGGGAUCCGAGCCUCUUACCUGAGAGUGGUCGGCAUCCAGGUGGACACAGAGGGAGCAGGUCGCGGUGCAACCGGAUCCGUCUCCCCGCAGGAAGAGGAGGAGCUCCGAGCGCUGGCUGCAACCGCCAACGUCUACGAGUCUCUGGCUCGCUCCGUCGCUCCGUCCAUCUACGGCAGCGACGACCUGAAGAAGGCCAUCACCUGUCUGCUGUUCGGAGGGUCCAGGAAGAGACUUCCUGACGGUCUCACACGCAGAGGAGACAUCAACCUGCUCAUGCUGGGGGACCCGGGUACCGCCAAGUCUCAGCUGCUGAAGUUUGUGGAGAGGUGUUCUCCUAUCGGGGUUUACACGUCCGGUAAGGGAAGCAGUGCAGCCGGUCUCACCGCCUCGGUGUUGAGGGACCCGAACACUCGCGGCUUCAUCAUGGAGGGAGGAGCCAUGGUGCUGGCUGACGGAGGAGUCGUGUGUAUCGAUGAGUUCGAUAAGAUGAGAGAGGACGACAGAGUGGCCAUCCAUGAAGCCAUGGAGCAGCAGACCAUCUCCAUCGCCAAGGCCGGCAUCACCACCACCCUGAACUCUCGCUGCUCCGUCCUCGCCGCAGCCAACUCCGUGUUCGGCCGCUGGGACGACACGAAGGGCGAGGACAACAUCGACUUCAUGCCCACCAUCCUGUCCCGUUUCGACAUGAUCUUCAUCAUCAAGGAUCACCACGACCAGCAGAGGGACAUGACGUUGGCCCGUCACGUGAUGAACGUUCACAUGAGCGCUCAGACUCAGACCGAGGGCGUGGAAGGCGAGAUCCCGCUCGCCACCUUCAAGAAAUACAUCGCCUACGCCAGAACUAAAUGCGGCCCUCGGCUCUCUGCGGUGGCGGCUGAGAAGCUGAAGAACAGAUACGUGGUGAUGAGGAGCGGAGCCAGAGAGCACGAGAGAGAGACGGACAAACGCCCGUCCAUCCCCAUCACCGUCAGGCAGCUGGAGGCCGUCGUGCGUAUCGCAGAGUCUCUGGCUAAGAUGAAGCUGCAGGCGGUCGCCGGAGAGGAGGAAGUGGACGAGGCCCUCAGACUCUUCCAGGUGUCCACGUUAGACGCAGCGCUCUCAGGCAGCCUCUCAGGUGUGGAGGGCUUCACCUCUCAGGAGGAUCAGGAAAUGAUCUCCCGUGUUGAGAAGCAGCUGAAGAGACGCUUCGCUAUCGGCUCUCAGGUGUCCGAGCACAGCAUCGUCCAGGACUUCACCAAACAGAAAUACCCAGAACACGCCAUCUACAAAGUCCUGCACCUGAUGCUGAGGAGGGGCGAGCUGCAGCACCGCAUGCAGAGGAAAGUCCUCUACAGAGUGAAGUAGAGCGAGCCGCGCUCUGAUGACUGAUUGAUAAAGAUGUUGAUGUAAAUAGUUUGGAUCUGCAGACUCGCUGUGUUUGUUAAAGAGUAUGAAGUGGUGAGAACUGGAUGUUAAAGGAGGUUGUUCAUGGAUCAAUAAUAAAUGUGGGUGUCCCUGUUACACAAAGA
Molecule: messenger RNA, 2525 nt
Organism: Notolabrus celidotus (New Zealand spotty)
Lineage: Eukaryota; Metazoa; Chordata; Actinopteri; Labriformes; Labridae
Gene: mcm5
Product: minichromosome maintenance complex component 5
Exons: 16
Coding region: 154-2361 (735 amino acids)
Biological process (GO): DNA replication initiation; double-strand break repair via break-induced replication; DNA replication
Cellular component (GO): MCM complex; nucleus
Molecular function (GO): single-stranded DNA helicase activity; ATP binding; single-stranded DNA binding
Source: RefSeq, a predicted model, not a curated record